AUGAACGCAAUUACGAUUUUUGUCGAUUAUUUCGUUUUUUUCUUUCCAUUAGAACUGGAACCGGAAGUUGGAAUCGAACAUUUGGACGAUUUAAAAUAUCCAAAUGCUGAUCCUCCGUGUCAUUUUUGCAUGCAACAAACAAGCACGUCAAUACACGAUGAAAAUCGUUUGAAAAUCGUCAGCGGGGGUCUCGUCAGAAAAAGAGACGGAAGUAGAGAUGAAGCUGCCAAUCAUUACAUGAAUUUACCAAGUCCAAUAAUUCACAAUGAAAGCGGAGAUGCAGAUUCGGUUUUUAGACCGAAACAAAAAAUGGAAGACGAAUCAAAUCACAUACAAAAUUAUUUUUUAGAAGAAUUAAAAGAAUCACAAUUGCCACCACCGUCGGCACUUUCUAGAAGGAGAGCUAUAAUAACGUCAAAAUUAACAACAAACGAUUUAGACGAUCAUAAAUUAUCUUGGUCUUCUAAUUUCAACACUCCGAGAAAUCGUAGAAGUUCGAUUGUCGUCAUACCACCAAUGCAAAUAUGUCCGGGAGAUCUUUUAGUUUAUAGUAAAGUAUUAACAAACAGGCAAAAGACUUUAGAUUUGGAAAGUUCGUCGCAAUGUUUAAAUUUCGAUUCCGAAGAAUCACGAAAAGGAAAAAAUACUUGGUCAUUGUUAAAAUUGUUCGAAAGAUCGAAUCGUGGAAAAUCCGGAAGUAUCGGAGGAUUAGAAGAAGUUUUAGGUUGCAUACAAAGAGCCGAAUUCGAAGAUGAAGAAUUGUCUUAUUAUAGGGGAUUAUCGUGGUUUGAAUUUUACACGAGGGUUAACGAUAGGAAACGGAAGCCGAGCAGAAAGAAAAAUCCAAGCGAUUCGACCGAUCGAAGCGAGAUAAAAGAAGAUGUAAGCAGUCCGACGGAUUCAAAAGAAUUUCCGGUCGUAUCGAAACCGACGGAACUUCUCACGUUCGAAACGAUGGCACAAGUCGAAACGGUAUCCGUAUCGUCGGAAAUACAAAUACCAAAAUCACCCACGAAAAGUGAUAAAUCGGCAACGUCGGAUUUGACGAAAAGUAAAAAACAAGAGACGACGGUUAGAAAACUUCACAGGAAAUUAGUAAGAGCACAAAGCGAAAGAUGUUUCGAAAGGUCAAGGUUACCAUCGUGGAGAACAAAGGAAAAACCGGUUAUGUCAAAACCCAUGCCUCUGGUUCAAACACUGAGCGAGAAAAAUUUAGUUUCGCCAGUAUCGACAAGCAGUCAGGGAGAAUAUAAAAGGAGAGAAGCUGUUUGGGAUCUUUUUCAAAGCGAAUGCGCUUUUUUAUUCGAUCAUUUAAUGGUAUUGAAAAAUGUUUUUUUAGAACCUUUGAAAAGGAUUCAAGUUGAAGGUUUCGCCAUGUUUGCAGAACCGCAAUUACUUUUUGGUAAUUUGGACGAAUUGUGUUCAUUAAUAUUAGAAAAAGUCGGUCCGAAUGGAGAAUUGCCAACUACGGAAGUUUUAGGAGAAUUAUUUCAAAAAAAUGAAAAUGCGGAUUCCGUAUCACAAGCUUAUCACUGUUACGUAUUAAAUUACAUAAACGCAUUAAAUUAUUUAGAAACAUUAAGAACUCAUACGGAAUUUUGCGAAUUCGAAAAGUGGUGUAAUAAAGAUGAAAGAUGUAAAAAACUUCAAUUAACGGAUUUAUUAGUUGCACCCGUACAACAUAUAAUGAAAGUACCUUUGAUAUUAAAAGAAGUUGAAAGUAGGACGGAAGAUUUAAAUGAAAAAAUUAUAAUAACUCAAAUAUUAGAAAUUGAAGAGAAAUCCAUUCGCGAACUGGACGAUAAAAUGAAAUGGUUGAAAAAUUUCGAAAGACUUUUAGAAAUACAAAAAAAUAUCGUUUGGCCAUCAGUACAAGAAUUAGAUCCGAAAAUAUUCGUACCUGAUUUUUUAAAGCCGGCAUUACAAAGGCAACCCUGCGAUAGGAUAAUAGUCAGCCCAAGAAGGCAAAUAAUUAUAGAAGGUCAAUUACAAAUAUUAGAUUCUGGAAAAGCUCAAGAAGUUUUUGUCGUUUUAUUUGACGACAUGCUUUUAAUAACUAAAAGGAAAAAAGGAUUGAGUAAAAAAAAAUCAACCCUAUCGGAAAAUUGGGCGAGUUCGUGUAGAAGCAGUUCGAAUCCAGAAUCUUCCAUGAGAUACGUUGUUUAUAAACAACCGUUAUCCCUAGAUAGAUUUUUCGUUUACGACAUAACACUUCCGGAAUCAGUUUCCUGUCGUUUAGAAUUUGCAUUCGUAUUAGUCGUUAUGAAUAGAUUUCAACAAAUCCAAAAUUGGUUGACGAAAUUAAAAGAAACGCAAGAAAAAUGGAAGAAAACUCUGGAAAAUACAAUGUAUAGACCAUCAUCUCCGCAAGAUAUAAGAAAUCCAAACGGAACGGCGGAAAUUUCCGUUAACGAAUCAAUGAAUUCUUAUUUUAAAAAUCCGAGCGGAACAUCCUUUUGUACAAAAUCAAACAUUUCCGUUUUUGACGACAGCACGACGGAUAUUUGUUCGACAAUCGAUAGAUCGUCACCCCUACCGGAAUCAUAUCCGACGAGACAGAGUUCCGGUGACGACGAAAGUCAUAGUUUUUCAUUUCCGGUAACGAAAUCAUUUUUUUAA
Pediculus humanus corporis (human body louse) is the source of this 2619-nucleotide messenger RNA. RefSeq names its product Rho/RAC guanine nucleotide exchange factor, putative. The record is from RefSeq and is a predicted model, not a curated record. Bases 1 to 2619 code for a protein of 872 amino acids. Gene Ontology annotation, biological process: Rho protein signal transduction. The transcript has 16 exons. Lineage: Eukaryota; Metazoa; Arthropoda; Insecta; Psocodea; Pediculidae. Gene Ontology annotation, molecular function: guanyl-nucleotide exchange factor activity.